This is a messenger RNA of Lathyrus oleraceus (garden pea), 507 nucleotides long. RefSeq lists its product as uncharacterized. The transcript has 6 exons. NCBI's taxonomy places the organism in Eukaryota, Viridiplantae, Streptophyta, Magnoliopsida, Fabales, Fabaceae. The coding region runs from base 52 to 507 and encodes 151 amino acids. Gene Ontology annotation, biological process: lipid metabolic process. The record is from RefSeq and is a predicted model, not a curated record.
CUUGAACUUUCAUCAAAUCAAUUAGCUAAGCGAGGAGUGAUUUCUAUCACUAUGUAUAAUUUUGGUUCUCCUAGGGUUGGCAACAAAAGAUUUGUAAAGGUUUACAAUGAGAAAGUUAAAGAUAGCUGGCGAAUUGUGAAUCACAAAGAUAUCAUUCCUACAAUGGGCAGGUUCAUGAGUUAUUGUCAUAUCAAUCAACCUUUAUUUCUUGCUGCAGGAGUUUCAACGAAUUCCUUAGAGAAUAAAGAUAUUCUUGGAAAUGGUUACGAAGGUGAUAUUGUUGGGGAAUCCACACCAAAUAUCAUAAUCAACGACUUCAUAAUGGGCGAAAUGGAACUUAUUGAGAAGUUGUUACAAACUGAAAUUAAUAUAUUCCGCUCAAUCAGAGAUGGAAGUGCUUACAUGCAGCAUAUGGAGGACUUCUAUUACAUCACAUUACUAGAGAAUGUAAGAUCAAAUUACCAAGUUGCCUCAAGGUCAGAAGAUGUAAACACCAGCUUAUCCUGA